Peniophora sp. CBMAI 1063 is the source of this 435-nucleotide messenger RNA. Lineage: Eukaryota; Fungi; Basidiomycota; Agaricomycetes; Russulales; Peniophoraceae. The record is from the annotation of a GenBank genome assembly.
AUGCCUGCGCUGCGUACUCGACUUCGCCGUUCUGCCAAGGAUAUAGUGUUCUCGGGAUAUUCGGAUGCUUGGUUCCCUGAUGUUCCCUCAGAUGACCCCGUGCACAAGCGAAUCGCCAAGUUGAACGUGGAGUCUUACCCUUUUGACUUGAUGUCAUACGCUGACGAUGUCGUAAUGCGGACUCUCUUUGGGUCCAAGCGGCCAGUGUUGUCGUGGAAUUCAGUAGUCCCCGAGUCUUCUUCACGCGACAGCCGCCUACAGUGCCCCAACAUUCUUCAAGACCUGCGAGCCGCCUUUUCUAUCUGCCGGUUUCUCACCAACAGCGAAGUCGAAGGUUCUUUAGAAGACGCCGUAUCUGGUGCCGUCAACGAGCUUGUUGCAAUACCGACAUUCUACAGGGAGGACCCGCGAUGGAAGGACGUUCUUACGCAGUAA